AUGUUACCACCCGAGACGCGGUGGCGGCGAGGGCACAUCUUUGCCCACAGACGCUUCUCUCACGCGCGCAAGGGGGAGGGGGGCGCGGCCAUUUCGUCCCUCGGUCCACCCUCCCCAGCCAUCCUUCCAUCUCUAGCCGCACAGGGUAUAAUUCACUACCAACUACCCUACCACGGUCGAUGCCAGCAAUCGGCUGCUGCUGCGGCGGCGCCGGCCACUUGCUUGAUCGAGAAGAAAGGUCGGAAGGAGAUGCGAGGAGUGUUAGCAGCCGUCGUUGAAACUGCGUCGUCGUCCCCCUCCCUCCUCCGGGGCGCCGAGUUCUCUUUGCACAACGCAGCAGUGCAGGACAGGCUAGGGCAGGGCUCCCGCGAGCUGCCGUCGCCGCCACCGCCGCUGCUGCUGCUGUCGUGGACACUAAUGACGGAAGGCGGCCGGCGGGGUGAGGCACCGCUGCUCCUCUGA
Molecule: messenger RNA, 462 nt
Organism: Colletotrichum orchidophilum
Lineage: Eukaryota; Fungi; Ascomycota; Sordariomycetes; Glomerellales; Glomerellaceae
Exons: 5
Coding region: 1-462 (153 amino acids)
Source: RefSeq, a predicted model, not a curated record